Molecule: messenger RNA, 1857 nt
Organism: Pezoporus flaviventris
Lineage: Eukaryota; Metazoa; Chordata; Aves; Psittaciformes; Psittacidae
Product: digestive cysteine proteinase 1-like
Exons: 11
Coding region: 37-1671 (544 amino acids)
Biological process (GO): immune response
Cellular component (GO): lysosome
Molecular function (GO): cysteine-type endopeptidase activity
Source: RefSeq, a predicted model, not a curated record
GGCACCCAUGUGUGCAGCACGGGCUGGGGGUGCAGGAUGGGGUGGCUGCUGGUGCUGGGUGCUGCCAUGCUGCUGGGAGCAGAGAGCAAAGCUCCCCUGGAGACCCCCACAUUUGGGGACAUCUACCACGUCACAGGAGUCAUCAGCCUGCCCUAUGCGGAGAUCAAGGAGCCCUUUGAAGCCUGGUACAACCUCACCGGGGGGAAGAGCCGCAUCCAGUACUAUGGUGGCCAAGUGGUCACCUACCAGCUGGGCUCCAUCGAGCCCUUUGGUGCCAGCUUCAAGGUGACUCCCGAGACCACGGAGACGGAGGUGAACGUCCGCAAGUGCUUCCGCAUCAACGGCACCGAUGGGGACCUCAUCACCCCACAGAGCGUCUUCCCCAGCCUGGAGAACUUCAAGCGGGUGCGGGACGAACGGUGCCAGGGGCAGCCCUGCGCUGUGUGGCAGAACAUCUCCUACUGGGGCCACAAGAAGAACGUGUACAGGCUGCGGGUGGGCAGCUCUGCCCAUGGCCCCGUGCCCCUGCACUACGAGGUGCGGGGCUACAACAGCCUCCUGGGGUCUCACUACGACAAGUACGAGAUCGCCUACUCCUCCUUCAGCCACUGCUUCCCCCCCAGCGUCUUCCAGCUCCCCGUGGGGGUGCAAUGCAAACAGUGGCCCACAGCCGGCCCCGAGCACCGCAUCGUGGCCAACCCCAUGCAGGAGUUCGUGGGGCGCCCACAGGAGAUGGACCACAUCCACCACCGCCUCUUCCACCGCUACAAGGAGCGCUUCAGCAAGAGCUACAGCAGCGAGGAGGAGCACGAGCACCGCAAGCGCGCCUUCAUCCACAACAUGCGGUUCGUGCACUCCAGGAACCGCGCCGCGCUCUCCUACACGCUGGCCCUGAACCACUUGGCCGACCGCACGCCCCAGGAGCUGGCUGCACUGCGGGGCCGCCGCCGCAGCCGGGCCCCCAACACCGGGCAGCGCUUCCCCAGCGAGCUCUACACCGGCCUCAUCCUGCCCGAGAGCCUCGACUGGCGGCUCUAUGGCGCUGUGACCCCCGUGAAGGACCAGGCUGUCUGCGGCUCCUGCUGGAGCUUUGCCACCACGGGUGCGAUGGAGGGUGCCCUAUUCCUCAAGACCGGUGUGCUGACCCCCCUGUCCCAACAAGUCCUCAUCGAUUGCUCCUGGGGCUUCGGGAACUACGCCUGUGACGGGGGGGAGGAGUGGAGAGCCUACGAGUGGAUCAAGAAACACGGCGGCAUCGCCAGCACCGAGUCCUACGGGCCCUACCUGGGGCAGAACGGCUACUGCCACUGCAACCAGUCAGAGCCGGUGGCCCAACUCGCCGGGUACGUCACCGUGGAGCCGGGCAGCGCCACGGCUCUGAAGGCUGCGCUGGUCAAGCACGGCCCCGUGGCUGUCAACAUCGACGCCUCCCACAAGUCCUUCGCCUUCUAUGCCAACGGGGUCUAUGAGGAGCCCCGCUGCGGCAAUGAGACAAUGGCGCUGGACCACGCGGUGCUGGCCGUGGGCUACGGGGUCCUGCAUGGCAAGAGCUACUGGCUCAUCAAGAACUCCUGGUCCACCUAUUGGGGCAACGACGGCUACAUCCUCAUGGCCAUGAAGGACAACAACUGCGGUGUGGCCACUGCUGCCUCCUUCCCCAUCCUGGCCUGAUGGGACACACGUGUCCCAUCCCGUCCCCUCCGUGUCCCUGCAGGCAGCUCCAGAUGGAUGGGGGCUGGCAGAGGGACACGGGGCCCUGGGAGGCAGCUGUGGGGCAGAGGGAUUAGCUCAGAGGAUGCUUCCAGCCCUCUGGAAAAGGUAAUUUACCAUUAUAGCAAUAAAAGCCUAUAGAAGUGA